AUCAGCCAGCAAGCAUACGAGAUUCUGGUCGAGUACAGCGGCGUACCUGAGGACCAAUUGAUAUCACACGUCCGGACGGUGAGGGACCGAGCCUGGGCGGUGUUCAAAUAUCCAUGCGUGGGUAAUUACUACUUUCUCGAAUUCAGCAUCAGCCAAUCGGAGCACUACCAGUCCGUGCUGGACCGUCUGCGGUGUGGCGAGAAAUUGCUCGAUCUCGCCUGUUGUUUCGGUCAGGACAUCCGCAAGCUCAUCCACGAUGGCGCUCCGGCAUCCAGCGUCUACGGCAGCGAACUGGAGCCCGGCUUUGUGGAUCUUGGGUUUGAACUGUUCCAGGACCGCGAUCGACUCGGGCCCAAUAUCCUCUCUGGUGACUUCUUCGCCGACGACGUUGCUGGCCUGGUCAGAGAGCAGUUCGACAUGGUUCAUGCAGCCUCCUUCUUCCACCUGUUCUCCUGGGACGACCAAGUCGAAGCCGUUUCGAGAGCAAUCCGUCUCCUCCGGCCCCAAGCUGGAUCGAUGGUGUUCGGGCGGCAGACUGCCGUCAGCCACGCCAAGGAAGUAGAUCAUCCCGCCAACAAGCGCACUGGGAAGAUGUUCCGGCAUGAUAUGAGCUCCUUUACGAGGCUAGUGCAGGAAGUCGGUGAGAGAACG
Messenger RNA from Sphaerulina musiva SO2202, 651 nucleotides. RefSeq lists its product as uncharacterized. The annotation marks the transcript as partial. The record is from RefSeq and is a predicted model, not a curated record. The transcript is spliced from 2 exons. Lineage: Eukaryota; Fungi; Ascomycota; Dothideomycetes; Mycosphaerellales; Mycosphaerellaceae.